This is a messenger RNA of Aspergillus luchuensis, 579 nucleotides long. RefSeq lists its product as uncharacterized. Bases 1 to 579 code for a protein of 192 amino acids. The transcript has a single exon. NCBI's taxonomy places the organism in Eukaryota, Fungi, Ascomycota, Eurotiomycetes, Eurotiales, Aspergillaceae. The record is from RefSeq and is a predicted model, not a curated record.
AUGCCUUCGCGCUGGCUUGCUCAAGGCGAGGUCGCCCCGGGUACAAUCAUCCAGCUGAUGAAAGCUAAGUGGUUAGUCCACGAGAAAGCUAAUGAGCACUGCUUCCAGCUUAACGAGGACGAUCUGCGGGACAGACAUGACCCCUCCUUUGCCUGUACUCGUCUCAUCUGCGAAGCACGUGGACCGAAUGGGCCUGUUCAGGGUCAUAUGCGUUAUUAUAAGCAGAUCCCCAUUGAAGGGACGGAAGCCGAGCCUUCUAUCAUACGAGCCAAGCAAGCAGAAUCCUUUAGUCCACCGGAACUAGUGUACCUACGCACUUUGGCCCAGAAGGGAUCAACCAUCACCCCCCGUCUGCUGGACAGCAGAGAAGACAAGCAGGAUAAUACUGGCUUUGUUCCCGGUGGAUUCGUCAUUUGGGUUGUGUGGGCAGUGGUACCAGGACUCCAACUGGGUAAUGAUUUUGGUUCUGCACCAUUCUGGGGGUUGAGUCGGAAAGAGCGGGAUGCAGUGCGUCAAGCUUUCAAAGACAGUAUCAAGUUUGUCAUCCUAAUGCCUUUCCUAGUCGCUCAUUUUGACUGA